Molecule: messenger RNA, 1668 nt
Organism: Rattus norvegicus (Norway rat)
Lineage: Eukaryota; Metazoa; Chordata; Mammalia; Rodentia; Muridae
Source: RefSeq, a predicted model, not a curated record
AUGAUGAAAUAUUUGCCCCCAAGGCAGGCUUGGUACCGAGAACAAGGAAAUCUGCACCUACAACUUUUCUGCUCACCUAAGAAGAGUGCAAUUUCGCAGCUCCAAGAUGCAAGCCAAUCAAUUGAGUGGACUGUUCUGCAAUUCAGCAUCGCCCCUCCCACCAGGAACAGAGGCACAGGCAGCCUGCUGAAGCGUGAGGAUUGCGGAGCUCGCCUGCAGGGGGCGAACAAGAGCAAGAAACCUCCCCCAUUGAGCAAGAGGUUUUUGCUGCUUCAAUGGUUCACUGACAAAUACAGAGGCAGGUGUUCUCUGCCUGCCACUGGACUGAGCUUGGUGACUCCAAGGAAGGAGUUAGUGAAAGGACUAAAAGAGCCUGAUAGUCUCAGGGGCCUCUGUGGUAUCCAGUUCCAGACUGUCCAUAGCAGGGUUAUCUGUGCUCACACACCACCAGAGCCAAGAGAGAAGCCAAGGGACAGGUGUGGUUGUUUCUGGCAAGAGGCGUAUGCCCAUUUCUGGGUACCCACAAGAAAAGUCACAAAGGACAGAAAGACAUUUGACAAUGAUUUGCAGAGGAGAAAUUCAUCUCUGAUUGUUUCCAGAGGAUGCAUCAGUUCUUUGAUUUUGGCUGGAUGUCCAGAAAGACUGAAGAGUCUCGGAGUCUCAGAAGGGGCAAGAGCCUCCAUGCCAAGGCAAGGAAAAAUUCAGGAGCCCCAAGACAGGAAAUCACAGUAAGCCAGCCCCAGAAGACAAUUUUAAUUAUAUAGACAGCCUUUUACUGCAUUAAACAAUGAGAAAUUCCAUUUCAUAUCUCUUAUGAACAAGGAAUAGACUUGAGGGGAUGGAAACACUACUUGAAAAAGCCAUUGUAGUACUUAUUGCAACUGUGACCAUCAUAACAAAGCCCUCUCUACUUUUAUUCACAAUCUUUACAUAUUUUCUCUCAAGAAAGUCAGAAAAAAAUAGCUGUACCAGAAGAAAAAUAAGCUAUGACUGUAGAAAGGCUUGAAAGACAAAAGAUAGAGGAAGUAAGAGAACAGGGAAUGCUUAAUUAUGAACCUAUCGUAACUAAUAAAAUUGAGGCUCAAGGCAGACAACCUAUUGCCAGUGAGUAACAAGUCCGGCUCUCUGGUGUGGACAGUUUCUAAUCCUGAGGAGUUGUUUAACGCUAUCAGCUGAGGGUCCCCCAACACCUGAGGCUCAGAGCUGUAACAUUAGCAGCUGAGUGUUGAAAUACUGGCACUCCAGACCUAUAAGGCUGAAAGCAGAGGGUCCUAACUCCCUUGGUGUUCCUGAUAGUAAGGGAGUUUUGUUUUUCCCGCUUAUCUUUUUCCAUCAAAAUAAAGCAAAGUGUUCUCAAUUGGUGGUGCUUGCAUUGUGAAAAUGUGGCUCCUAUUAGGAGCCAACAAGUAGAGGCUAAAAACUAGCGGGUGAUCUUCCUGAGAUGAGUCUGCCUUGGGCCAAACAUAUUCAAACUAUCCAGGAGGUAAAAAAAAAAAAAAAAAAAAAAAAAGUAUAAUUUAGGGCUGCAGAGAUAGCUCAGCGGUUAAGAGCACUGACUGCUCUUCCAGAGGUUCUGAGUUCAAUUCUCAGCAACCACAUGGUGGCUCACAAUCUGUAAUGGGAUCCAAAGCACUCUUCUGGUGUAUUCAUAUAUAACAAAUAAAUAAA